Polypterus senegalus (gray bichir) is the source of this 5122-nucleotide messenger RNA. It is a transcript of the gene atg5, whose product is annotated as ATG5 autophagy related 5 homolog (S. cerevisiae). Gene Ontology annotation, biological process: autophagy of mitochondrion; cellular response to nitrogen starvation; autophagosome assembly. The coding region runs from base 389 to 1216 and encodes 275 amino acids. Gene Ontology annotation, cellular component: Atg12-Atg5-Atg16 complex; phagophore assembly site membrane; cytoplasm. The transcript has 8 exons. The record is from RefSeq and is a predicted model, not a curated record. Lineage: Eukaryota; Metazoa; Chordata; Cladistia; Polypteriformes; Polypteridae.
AAGGUUAGGGGUCACGCGACUGACAGCUUCUGCGUCUGGUUGGUUUGUUGGUGUCGGCACAUUUUUCACUCUACGGAAGGCAGUUUGUCACUUUGUUUUCGCUUUUUGAGGAAGUCUGUAUAAUAUCGACCCUUUACAAAAAUAGAAAUGUUAGUUUUUGAGACGAAACGGCACUGUUUGAUAUAAUAUUGAUAUUGGUUCUCCUGCAUGAGGUGAAAAAUUAGUGGUAUAGUAUUACUUUUCUGUGUGUUGGUGGAACCGCCCAGCAAGGAGACUCUGAGGCAGAAGUCUUUGCCGAAGGGAAGUGAGACUACCGAGAUUGUACUCCUUUGUUUCCAGGUAAUUGUGUGAAACAUAUUAUUUAUGUACUACCUCAUACAGUGGGAGAAUGGCAGAUGACAAAGAUGUUUUGCGAGAUGUGUGGUUUGGGAGAAUCCCCACCUGCUUUACUUUGUAUCAGGAAGAAGUAACAGAAAGAGAGGCUGACCCCUACUAUCUGCUCUUGCCUCGAGUGAGCUAUUUGACACUGGUUACUGACAAAGUGAAAAAGCACUUUCAGAAGGUGAUGAAGCCAGAAGAUAUUGGUGAAAUGUGGUUUGAAUAUGAAGGUACUCCUUUAAAAUGGCAUUACCCAAUUGGCUUACUCUUUGACCUCCAUGCCUCUCACACAGCACUUCCUUGGAGCAUUACUGUGCACUUUAAGGACUUUCCAGAAAAGGAUCUUCUGCACUGCCCUUCAAAUUCUGUUAUAGAAGCUCAUUUUAUGUCUAGCAUUAAAGAAGCUGAUGCCUUAAAGCACAAAGGACAAGUGAUCAAUGAGAUGCAAAAGAAGGACCACAAACAGCUGUGGAUGGGCCUACAGAAUGAUAAAUUUGAUCAGUUCUGGGCUAUAAAUCGAAAGUUAAUGGAAUAUCCUGCAGAAGAGGGAGGAUUUCGAUACAUUCCUUUCCGGAUUUAUCAGACUGUAAGUGAGCGACCUUUCAUUCAAAAGUUGUUUCGGCCAAUCACAGCAGAAGGUCAGCCCCAUGUACUCAUUGAUUUACUGAAGGAAGUCUCACCCUUUGCUGUUUCACAGGGUGGUGGUGAGAAGAAAUAUCAAGUGGUGAUUCAUGGAAUUGAGCCAAUGCUUGAAACGCCAGUGCAGUGGCUAAGCGAACAUCUCAGUUACCCUGACAACUUCCUUCACAUCAGUAUAAUACCUAUAUCCACAGACUGAAAUACUGGGUUCAUAUUUUAUUUCUGUCACUUAGGCAAUUUAUCCUAAAACAUCUAUAUAUAUAUAUAUAUAUAUAUAUAUAUAUAUAUAUAUAUAUAUAUAUAUAUAUAUACACACACAUACAUAAUCUGGUAACACUCUGGCUGGAAGACCUCACUGCUAUAAGCAAACAGGAAAUAUUGAUUCUUGCUAGAUAAAGCAAGAAUGCUGCCAAUGCUUUGGAUUAGUUCUGUGUUCCUCUUUUGUCAUCACUUCCUCAGCUACAACAUCAGACAUUUUCAUUCCAGUAUCUGCUUAAGUUUACUCAAGCAAAGCAAAAUGCUAUAUGUGAAGAACAACAGAAGUAAUGGAAGAAUUUCGGACUCCUAUUAGAAAAUAAACAAGGGUAUUUCCUAAAGUAAGUAUGAUGGAACUGUACUAGCACAGACCAUGGAAAGAAUAGCUUGCACUUUCCAGAGGUGUGUUUUUCGUGUUGUUAAUGAAUGACUCUCCUCUUAUUUAGCCUUUUUUAAUUACAUAAAAGGUACAUUCCAGUAUAUAUACAAAAAAUAACAAUGAAAGACCAUUAAGUGUUGUCUUUCUCAAAGCCCUGGUUUCGGAUUUUAGCCAGUAAACUGUUAACAUUAAGUCUUACUUGUUUUUUGAGUAACUCGGCUAUGAGAUGUUUUUAUUUUUGGGGGUGGAGCCAAGUUAUCAAUUUCAUCAUAUCACAUAUCAUUUAAACAACUCUGAAAGCCAAUGUACAUUUUUAAUGAGAAUUUACCUUGUGUGACUUAUAAAAAAUAGAACAUUUAGAAACAACUUCUUAUUUUCAAUUCUGUGUAUAUUAGGAAACCUACAUUAGCUGAGGGCAACAUCAGUUAGUUGAAUAAUGCUCCUCCUGAGAAACUUGUGCUGUUUGUGUGUCAUAGUUUUGUAUCAGAAUAAUUUGCCUCCUUGUUAAAUGCACUUUUCUUGUGUAAAAGACAUACUUCAAAUGUGCCUGUUAAAAAUUUAAGGUAUCAUUUGCAAAGUUCAUUUGUUUUUAUACAGUCCUUCUUAGUUAAGUCAUUAAUGAUAGUAAGAAACGGAUUCAAAUUUAAUUGAUCUUAUUCAUGCGAGAUAUAUUUAUGCUGUCUUGGAUUCAAUUUUCUCAUUUGAAUGAGUGACAUACAGAAGCUUAUUUCUAUCUAUUUUUGGGCACUUCAGUCCUCUUUGCAUUUUCAUUUUGUUAAAUUUAUUUAAAAAAUGAAUUAGCUUAAAAUACAUAAUAGUUUUAAACACGUAUGUUAUCCGUUAUAUUUCACACUUAUUCCCUAAAUGGCAUUUGUCAUAAAUCAUUGUUUCUUUCACUAGAAGUAAUUUUGAUAAUUGUUCUGAGUUACAUUUUCAGAAUAAUGUUGUUGUGCUUAGACCCUAAACAGAAUUCAUUGUAUAUCAUUGAUAAACAUAGCAAUCAGUUUUUUCAGAAAAUGUAGAUUACCAAAGGAAUUACAAGUCUGAUAUAUGAAGAUUUAGAGAUUAGCAAAAGUAUUUGAGUUUUGACAUUUUGUUUAUCAUGGGGUUGCACCAUAUUGAAGCAGGGAAUAACACAAUCAUCUUUGGUACAUAUGUAUUUUAAUUUUUGCCCAUGACUUUAGGUGGGAAAUAGCCAACACAAGCUGAGGACGUAAACCGCACAGAACACUGUCUGAUGGUUAUUAGAGAAUCAGCACUAGAAUUAUUAAAUGAGAUUUAUGGUAUAUGAACAUUUUUUUCCCAAAUUUGUCACCUGACUAAUUAAAAGUAUCUGUCAAAAGUUGCUUGGGGUAAUUGUAUAAAUUGAAAAAAAAGUGUAACUUAAUAAACAGAAGUAACUUUGCCAUUUAUGUCCGUGCUUGUAUUUCUGCCAUGUAUGCACAUUUUUACAUUACCUAUAGGAUUGAUAUGUCACACCACAUUAUUUGCAGAAUAAAAUGCUGCAUUUUAUUCAAGAACAGAGAUUAUAUUGUAUCUUAUUAAUCUACUCUGUAAAGAAAAAACCGCAAAUAUAAUUUUUUUAGAGGAAGUUGUGAAGUCAGCUUCCAUCCAUUAAUUUUCUACAAAUGUGGUUAUUUGUUCACUCAUUACAACUAUCUGCUGUCUGGUAAUAUAUUUUGCGAGUUAAAGAGAAGUUAUAUAUAAAACAAAUAUUGACCAGUAUUUAGUUCAUAAAAUGUGCUUGCAUAACCUUCUCACUGAUAUUAAAGUUUUAUACAUUGUGGUACUCCACCAUGGCAUUUUAAUUUGCAAUUAUUUAGCCUUGCCUUUAUAUGGGGAUCUUUUCAUUGAGGUUGACACACCUUUUCUUUCUAUAUUUAAUGCCAUCUUAAGUGUCUUAUCAGUGUCUUUGAUGUCACCUACUGUGAUGGCUUUUGACUAAACUUGGAGAAAGCAAUAAACAAAGGACAAAGUCUUUUGAAGUUUGUUGAAUUUUUUUAUCAUGGUGAUGUUAGGAUUUUUCAAUCCAUUCUUUCCAUAUAUUGAUUUUGUUUAUUCCAAGCAUAUUAUAGGGUACUAGCUUUUCCUAAAUGCUAAUACCAGUUUUUGCAUUGCAUGAAAAGAGUGAAUAGUGUUUAAAAUAUUCAGACUCACAAUCUAAUCUUUUGUUUCUUUUACUAGAUAUUUGUUUUGUUAUACUAAAUAUUUUACUGCAAGAGGCUACCAAUUAGAAUUAAAAAAAAAAGAAAAAUAUACUGCACAUAAAGUUUCAGGUUAGCAUGUGUAUUUUGCACUGUGCUGUUUGAUAUGUCAUGAAAUAUUUACAGAAAUGCCUUAAUUAUACAGACCUGUUAUUUGGGUAUGGACAGCAUUUACAGUUUCCUGCAUCUCUUAAGUCAUCUAGCAGCUGGCUUUAAACCUAAGAUUCCACAUGUGUUGUCUGGACUGCGAGCAGACUGUCUCUGCAAAAUGAGGUGAACUCCUUGGUCAGAUAAUAAGCCUCAUUAUGAUAGGACAUACUGGAAAAUUGUAGUGUUGUGUUACAGUCAGGCUGAAACCAUAUUCAUCUCCCUUUUUUUCACUUCCUGAGACUGGUCAUUUUGACUGGAGGGUGGUUUCCAAAAAAGAAAGGCGAAAGGAAGAAAAGUCUAGAUUACACAUCAAAGCAAGAGAAGUGCUCUCAAACCAGUUAAUUAAAUAAAGAUUCGUCACGGUAAAGUUUCAUUAUGUGCAUCUCAAUAAAUCUAUCACAUAAAAGUGUGCCUUUUGGCCUCACUGAAGCAGUGAUACAGCAUUUGAGAUAGAAUGUUGUAACUGUCCUUCAGGUCCACUGUUUUUGACAUCCAUUUUAACUAUUACUUUUACAAGUGCUUCGCAUGACAUUGGCUUAAAUAUGACUGUUAAGUUACAGUAUGUGAUGACCUGUUCUUUAUUAAAAUGAGUGAAUGUAAAAUAACCAAUGAGAACAAAUCAAGGUACAUUUGUUUAGUGCCGUUUUAAAUGGGGGGAAAAAUAUCUUUUUAUCUGUCAUAAUUUUAUAUAUGCUAUUAAGCAUGUCUUUUUGAAUAUACCUUUCUAGUCUGCAUCCUCAAGGAAGCAUCAGGUUGUAAACUUUGCUUACAUUGGGGGUGGCUUGUUCCAGUUAAGCCACCAAGUCUGUUUAGCUCUCAGUUUGAUGCAUGGAAUUUGUUUUUUUUUUUGUAUCCUUUUUUGUUAAAUAAUUUGACCAUGAUUUUUUCAUUUGGGAUUUUGUGAGGUUGUUUACAACAAUACUUUUUGACUGUAGGGGUUACAUAGUGACCUUUUGGGAUGCUUUAAUAUACAGUAGAAAAUAAGAGUAGACCUUUAGUUAUUAUGUGCCUGUAAUACCAAUUAAAGAUGUGCAAAAAGUAUGCUUUAUAUGAAUAUUGUGUUAACUAUGAAAUGCAUUGAAAUGUUUGUAAUAAACAAAGGAAAAGAUUUUUCUUA